This is a messenger RNA of Solanum verrucosum, 857 nucleotides long. RefSeq lists its product as uncharacterized. The record is from RefSeq and is a predicted model, not a curated record. The transcript has 2 exons. Bases 35 to 619 code for a protein of 194 amino acids. Lineage: Eukaryota; Viridiplantae; Streptophyta; Magnoliopsida; Solanales; Solanaceae.
UUUACUAUAAGCUCAACUCAGAAUAAUUAACAAUAUGGAUAACAAAGAAGACAAAUCAGAAAUUUCGCGAUCAUCCAUCGAAGAAGUUGAUGAACAUAAAGCAACAAAGUCGGAAGAAAUUGAUAAUGAUCAAGUGAUCGUUGAUCUACCAAAGAUUGUAACAAUCGAAAGUGAUGCAGAUACAAAUGCAAAGCAAGUUAAAGACGAAGAAGAAAAUAAUAAUGAUCAAGUAAUUAUUGAUCCACCAAAGAUUGAAAGUGAGGCGAAUAUAGAUGCAGAGCAAGUUAAAGACGAAGAAGAAAAUAAUAGUAAUCCAGCUGAGGGAAACAAGAAUGAACAAGUUGAAAAAGAUAGAAUGGAAAGUUCAGAAUUAGUAAAGAUAAAUCAAAUUGAAAAAGAGACGAAAUGCCGGCCAAUAGCAUUUCUUUUGGGACUUCCAUUUGCCUUAAUCUCUCUGGUCAUCGCUUUUAUUGGAGGAAUUAUCUGGAUUAUCGGGUUGAUUUUGACUUGCAUAUGCCCCUGUUGCUUUUGUGUGACUGUGUUGGUAGAAAUGGCACUUGGUCUAGUGAAUGCUCCUUUUCAAUUCUUCCACUAUAUCACUGAUAAAAUACCUUUCUGAUCAAUUAAUUAAGACCCUUCCAUAUGGGAUUAAUUAAGUUGAAGAUUACUCAAUUUUGUACAUAAGAAGAAAAAAUGUGUGUUUUAUAUAUUUGUCGUGUCUUCAAUUUUUUUUUCUUUUGAUGCUUCUCUUUGGUCUCUUCAAGUGUACUACAUGCAAUAAUUUUCUUGAUUUGGUUGGUUAGUUUUGUUCUUGAUUUUUAUACAACUUUAGAUUAUUAAUGUAAAUUUCAUAUAUA